AUGCGUCGUUUUAAUCCAACAUGGUUUAAAGAAUAUAAAUGGUUGGAGUACAGUAAGGAGAAAGAUGCUGCAUAUUGCUUAUAUUGUUAUCUCUUCAAACCGGACAUUGGAAAUCAAGCAGGGGGAGAAACUUUUGUUACUGAAGGGUUUAGUAAUUGGAAAAAGAAAGAGAAGUUCGAAGGUCAUGUGGGGGCUCACAAUAGUGCACAUAAUCAAGCUCGGCAAAAAUGUGAAGCUUUGUUAAACCAUAAACAAAGUAUCAUAACAUUUUUUGACAAGCAAUCGGAUCAGCAGAAAAUGAUAUAUAGGACUCGUUUGAAUGCAUCAGUUGAUUGUAUUCGCUUUUUACAACAACAAGGAUUAGCAUUUCGUGGCCAUGAUGAAUCUAAAGGUUCAAGUAAUCAAGGAAAUUUUCGUGAAUUGUUGCGGUUUCUUGCGACACAUAAUGAAGAAAUUGACAAGGUAGUCUUAGAAAAUGCUCAUGAAAAUCAUCAAAUGAUUGCACCAUACAUUCAAAAAGAUAUAACAAAUGCUGCAGCAAGUGAAACUAUAGAUGCUAUUCUUAAAGAUCUUGGAGAGUCGUCAUUUGCUAUCCUAGUUGAUGAAUCCUGUGAUAUAUCUAUUAAAGAACAAUUGGCAAUUGUUUUGCGUUAUGUAGAUAAGUGA
Corylus avellana is the source of this 666-nucleotide messenger RNA. RefSeq lists its product as uncharacterized. The record is from RefSeq and is a predicted model, not a curated record. NCBI's taxonomy places the organism in Eukaryota, Viridiplantae, Streptophyta, Magnoliopsida, Fagales, Betulaceae.